AGCCUGUUCUUCGGGAGCGACGUGUAAAAGACACGUGCCGUUCAUGUAAUUAUCUAAAGCCAUCUGAAGCUCGCGCGAAGCUUGCGUCGAUUUUGCUACGAGUUCUCACAGUGCGUUCUCACAGGGCGGAUCAUGUGCGACAUGUUACCGAUGCUGGAAGUAAACUCUCUGUUUCCGUUCAACCCCAGCCUGAACGAUGAAAUCCAGCGGCUGUUCGACGUCACCCUCAAUAUGAGGCCUCUACCAACCGUUGAUGAGGUAAUGGAAGAUUUUCGGCACAAUGGUCGUGACUUCGAAUAUUGUCCGGAUGUGGAUACAGACGUGUCAAAACAGAAUGCGUCACGGCGAAAAAAAAAUAAAAAACCCUUACCAACGGAAUGCGUUUUCUGCAGAAACAACGGGGAAGAGGAAACGUACUAUCGGCAACACUUGCUGAAAGACGUCGAUGGACGCGUUGAAUGUCCUGUUCUCAGGGCUUAUACGUGCCCGAUCUGUGGCGCAACUGGUGAUGAGGCACACACGGUUAAAUACUGUCCAAGCGGUCCGUAUAAUCCCAAUCCCAUUAGCACAGCAAAUGCCUUUAAGCUCGCGAGGAACUCUACGGGCAAAAUAGCAAGGAGGAGUAAGAAGCAAGCAACGUUUUGAGUGCAUAUCAACAUCAACUGCUGACACGUUAUCCCCGCAUACGUCCAAGUACCGAGUUAGACAAUCUAGUUCCCUAGGUUAUUGUAUACAUUGUUUUUUUUCGUACAUUUACAUUAGUUUGUAAACGUAAAUACUGACAGCUGACAUUAUUUGACACCCUCACGAAUAUGUCA
Messenger RNA from Trachymyrmex septentrionalis, 818 nucleotides. It is a transcript of the gene nanos, whose product is annotated as protein nanos. Gene Ontology annotation, molecular function: mRNA binding; zinc ion binding. The record is from RefSeq and is a predicted model, not a curated record. Gene Ontology annotation, cellular component: perinuclear region of cytoplasm. Gene Ontology annotation, biological process: negative regulation of translation; oogenesis. Bases 133 to 645 code for a protein of 170 amino acids. NCBI's taxonomy places the organism in Eukaryota, Metazoa, Arthropoda, Insecta, Hymenoptera, Formicidae. The transcript is spliced from 4 exons.